CAGUUUGUGGUGGCGUGGUAACGCCUCGGGGAAAGGGAAGCGGACGGCAUCUGGAGUCGCAGCCUGUGGCUAUUUUCUACUAACAGGAUUUGGUCACUGGUUCUUCAUCUUUUGUCUGUUGCACGCAUCCCGCCCUCCCCACUUGCUUCCCUACUCCUUGGAUCCAGCCCAGUGGGCACUCACGUCAGUUCUCUGACCCCGCCGUGAGCCCCGCUCCGGGUCCCCGGGCGGGCCUGGCACGGAGGCGGUAACUAUGGAGAAUAUGGCGGAGGAGGAGCUGCUGCCCCUGGAGAAGGAGGAGGUGGAGGUGGCCCAGGUCCAGGUCCAGGUCCCGACCCCGGCCCGGGACUCGGCUGGGGUCCCAGCUCCGGCCCCGGAUUCGGCUCUGGACUCGGCUCCGACUCCGGCCUCGGCUCCAGCCCCAGCCCCUGCCCUGGCCCAGGCUCCGGCCCUGUCCCCGUCCCUAGCCUCUGCCCCUGAGGAGGCUAAAAGCAAUCUUUGAACUCUGGAACCGAAAGCCUUUAUGGUUACAAAUUAGAUAGAGAGACACAUCUCAAUUCAAAGGCAGCUUGCUGAUCUAGAGAAGUUAGCUUUUGUAACUGAAGGAAAUUUUGACUCUACCAGCUCAUUGAACUCAGAUAAUCUUGAUGCAGGCAACAGACAGGCUUGUCCAUUGUGCCCUAAGGAAAAAUUCAGAGCUUGUAAUAGCCAUAAGCUUCGUCGUCACCUCCAGAAUUUACACUGGAAAGUCUCAGUUGAAUUUGAAGGUUACAGGAUGUGCAUCUGUCACUUACCUUGUCGACCAGUGAAACCAAACAUUAUUGGAGAACAGAUAUCCAGUAAAAUGGGAGCCCAUUAUCAUUGUAUCAUUUGUUCAGCAACAAUCACCAGAAGAACUGAUAUGCUAGGACAUGUUAGGCGCCAUAUGAAUAAAGGAGAGACUAAAUCUAGUUAUAUUGCAGCUUCCACUGCUAAACCGCCUAAGGAAAUUUUGAAAGAGGCAGACACGGAUGUACAAGUUUGUCCCAACUACUCUAUACCUCAGAAAACAGAUUCCUAUUUUAAUCCCAAAAUGAAACUAAAUCGGCAGCUAAUAUUCUGUACAUUGGCUGCUUUGGCUGAGGAACGAAAACCCUUGGAAUGUCUAGAUGCUUUUGGAGCCACUGGGAUAAUGGGAUUACAGUGGGCAAAACAUCUUGGAAAUGCAGUCAAAGUUACAAUCAAUGACUUGAAUGAAAACUCUGUGACAUUGAUUCAGGAAAACUGCCAUUUAAACAAAUUGAAAGUGGUAGUGGACAGUAAAGAAAAGGAAAAGAGUGAUGAUAUUCUUGAAGAAGGAGAGAAAAAUAUUGGUAAUAUUAAGGUGACCAAAAUGGAUGCCAACGUACUGAUGCAUUUGAGAUCUUUUGAUUUCAUACAUCUAGACCCUUUUGGAACAUCAGUGAAUUAUCUAGAUUCUGCAUUCAGAAAUAUAAGAAACCUUGGCAUAGUGUCAGUGACUUCUACAGAUAUCAGUUCUUUAUAUGCCAAGGCACAGCAUGUUGCCCGGCGUCACUACGGAUGUAACAUUGUCCGAACUGAAUAUUACAAGGAACUUGCAGCCAGAAUUGUUGUAGCUGCAGUGGCAAGAGCUGCAGCCCGAUGCAACAAAGGCAUAGAAGUACUGUUUGCAGUGGCUCUGGAACAUUUUGUGUUGGUAGUUGUGAGAGUUUUGAGGGGACCUACUUCAGCAGAUGAAACAGCCAAGAAGAUUCAGUACCUGAUCCAUUGUCAGUGGUGUGAAGAGAGAAUUUUUCAGAAGGAUGGUAAUAUGGUAGAAGAAAACCCAUAUAGACAGCUGCCUUGUAACUGUCAUGGAAGCAUGCCUGGAAAGACAGCAAUAGAACUUGGACCUCUGUGGUCAAGUUCCCUUUUCAAUACUGGAUUCCUCAAAAGAAUGCUAUUUGAAUCACUUCACCAUGGUUUGGAUGACAUUCAGACCCUAAUAAAGACAUUAAUCUUUGAAUCAGAGUGUACGCCUCAAAGUCAGUUUUCAAUUCAUACACCUUCAAAUCUCAACAAGCAAGAAGAAAAUGGUGUAUUUAUUAAAACUACAGAUGACACCACAACAGAUAAUUACAUUGCACAAGGAAAGAGAAAAAGUAAUGAAAUGAUCACAAAUUUAGGCAAGAAGCAAAAGACUGAUGUCAGUACUGAACAUCCUCCCUUUUAUUACAACAUUCACAGACACAGCAUUAAAGGAAUGAAUAUGCCAAAGUUAAAGAAGUUUUUGUGCUAUUUAUCUCAAGCAGGCUUUCGAGUAAGCCGAACUCAUUUUGACCCAAUGGGUGUACGCACAGAUGCACCUCUGAUGCAGUUUAAAUCUAUCCUUUUAAAGUACAGCACCCCCACCUACACUGGAGGACAGUCAGAAAGCCUUGUCCAGUCAGCAUCUGAAGAUACAGUAACUGAAAGAGUUGAAAUGUCAGUGAAUGACAAAGCAGAAGCAAGUGGCUGCAGAAGAUGGUAAACGUAGAAAAGAGUUGGUUCUCAGGUGUCUGUAUAGAUGGCCUAAUAGUUCUCUAUACCAACUGUAGUUCUUUUUCUGUUCUUUCAAUUCAGUAGAGUAAAAAUAAAAAGACAGUGUCAUUUUCAUUCAGAAACUGACCAGUUUCUAACUUAGCUGGUUUGGGAGCUUUGCUUUCCAAGUUCUUUUUGUUUUAAGGCAAACUUAAAAUUUUAAUGGAAACAUUUCAUAUGAAGCCAAGUCUCACUGAGAUCACCCUACUGCUUAAUCAUUCGGAAAAUUUUCACAUGCAAAGUGUUUGGAAUUUUAUGUAUGUUAUGAAAGCUAUCUUUUACAAUUCUUAAUCACAUCUCUGCUUAAACUGAUUCAUGAUGUUUAUGUUUUCCUAUUUGUAGUGUACAAAAUGAAGCUGAAGGCUCACAUAUUAAAAUGACCCUGAAUAGAAUAGGAAGAACAAUGUUCUUACAGGUCAUAAAUGUUUUUCACAAUUAGAAAACUAAAAUAUGUACCCAUUUUUAAGAAAUCAUACUUCUCCCCACAUUGAUCUUUUCAUUUCUUACUAGCUUUUGAGAAAUUAAAUACUUGCCUGAGAUAGAAGUACUUUAUUUUUAUAACUUUAGGGUCUAAAUGAGUAAACUUCAAAGUAAGAUUUUGUCAAAAUAAAUUGAGACCAUUGUUCUAAUACUUGUUCAUGAGCACUGAAAUCCUGAAGAGGGGAGAUUUGGUUAUAAAUUAAACAGGUUGGGUGAUCUUAAGUGCCUCAGUUAAUGCACGUACAGUAUUCAUUUGGUUGGUUGUACUACCUCUCAGAAGUAAAAUUUGUCACCUUAUAGAGUGAGAGUUUUUGGGUUUGGGGGUUUUUUGUUGUUGUUGUUUGGUUUGGUAUUUUUGGUUUUGUAUUUGUAUAAAUUUUUUGUAUAAUUAGCCCAGGCUGAUGUAACUAUAAAAAUUAGUUGAAAACAAAUAUAUUGUUUCCUUAAUGGAAUUUUUACUUCAUUUGAAUAUAAGAUUUUGGAUGAAAGGAUUUGGUUUAAAGUUUGGGUUUUUGUCUCAAGGAUUUAAUCCAUAUUUAUCCGUAAAUAUUUCUUAAGGUAUGUAACUUUUUACAAACAUUAAGUCAGGGGUUGGGGGAGGAAGGGGUGGUAAUUAUUAUAACUGAAAGGUUUAAAUAUACUACCUAAGAAAAAAGUACUUCUGUGACAUAUACAAAAAAAUCUGGUGGAUGGGCAUUAGAUGAAUAUAGAAUAUUAAUUUUGCAGAAAUGAAGGAAAAUCUCUUUGUGCUAUUACAGCAUAUUCCCAAGACAGUUUAUUUUCCUUUCUCCAAUUAAUGUGAUCAUAAAUUUCAGUAAAAUCAAGAAAUAGGUGAAGUGCAAGCUAGUUUCUAUAAUGACCAUUAAAAAAAUUCUGCUUUGUAAUUCUUGCCAGUUAAAAUUAUAACCUACAAAUGAGCAGAAUGAGUUUUUUGUUCAUAUUAUUAAAAAUAAAAAUUAGUAUAAAUCCAGGAGGCAAACUAUCCUAGCACUCAGAUUAUCUGAUUUAAUACAUAUUAUUGAAUAUCAGUCCCAAAUUUUGCUAAAUGCUUAUCAGCAUGAUAUAUGUUGAGCAAUGAUGAGUAGGGCUUAAUGCAAAGAUCCUAAUUUAAUUUUAAAAACCCGUAAAUUGCUGUUAUCUAAAAUAUAUGUGUAUAUUAAUUUCACAUAUAAAGGCAGAUUUUUCAAAGAAAAAUUUGAUAGGAGGUAGUUUAGAACUCUGUGAUCAGGUACUACAUCAACCAAAAGAGGAAAUACUUUAAAAAUUCCAUUUAGCAACCUGAGCAAUCUUAUUCUCGUAACAAUAGUAGUAAUUUGGGACACUGCAAAUGUUUAUCACGUUGUAAAGUUACAUCAGUUGUAUCCUUUCAUUAAAACUUGAUAAACAAAA
Cercocebus atys (sooty mangabey) is the source of this 4428-nucleotide messenger RNA. RefSeq names its product tRNA methyltransferase 1 homolog (S. cerevisiae)-like (gene TRMT1L). The transcript has 16 exons. NCBI's taxonomy places the organism in Eukaryota, Metazoa, Chordata, Mammalia, Primates, Cercopithecidae. Bases 776 to 2509 code for a protein of 577 amino acids. The record is from RefSeq and is a predicted model, not a curated record. Gene Ontology annotation, molecular function: RNA binding. Gene Ontology annotation, cellular component: nucleus. Gene Ontology annotation, biological process: tRNA N2-guanine methylation.